AUGCCGUUAGCUUCAGUCCCGGCAGAUGAGUGGCGCAAAAUGCAGCAGACACUGCUCGAGCUAUUUUCCGAGAACGUCCUGGCCAAAAUGCUAAGGGUGGCGGUGGAGGCGCUAGAAAACAAUGACCCACCGACGGUCUAUCCCGAAUUUGUGCCGCAGCAUGGCGACAGUGCAGGAAGGUACUUCCUGCGGGAUGCUGACUUUUGGACAUGCGGCUUCUUCCCGGGAAUCCUGUACCAAUUGAGGGAACGGGCCGUGAGGUAUCCUCAAGUCUUCCCAUACCUCGGCCAUGAAGGUAUAGCAGUACCUGUGUCGAGCUCGGCCCUGCGACACCAGCUAGCCGAGCUCUGCUGCAGCUGGACUCGCCCAGUUAAAGCGAUGAUGUCACGCACAGAUACCCAUGAUAUGGGGUUCAUCAUUCAGCCCUCUCUUCAGAAAGAUUGGGAGCUGACUAGCAAUGAGGACAGCCUGCAUGCUGUUCUGACUGCUGCUCGCAGCCUGGCUAGUCGGUACGUGCCUCAGGCCGGGGUCAUCCGCAGCUGGGAUGUCCUGCGACAAGCGGACGUUUCAAUUACAAGCAUGACAGAUGAUUGUCUGGUUAUUAUCGACAGCAUGAUGAACCUGGAUUUGCUAUAUUACGCCUCCAAGCAUCUCGCAGACUCCAGCCUCGGGGAGAUUGCCACCACACACGCGCGUACUCUCCUAAAAUCACUUCUGAGACCAGAGCCUACCCCUGUGGGCAGCGACAAGAGCUACAAGUACCCAUUAUAUUCCACCUGCCAUGUUGUCAACUUUGAUCCCCGCACCGGGGGCAUUAAGCAGCACCGCACAGCCCAGGGAUACCGAGCCGACUCGACUUGGGCGCGCGGCCAGGCGUGGGGAAUUUUCGGCUAUGCCAAAACAUAUAACUGGACUAAGGAUAAAGAGUUUCUUGCUGCAGCAUGUGGUCUGGCAGACUACUUCCUAUGGAGAAUUGAGACUGCACCCCUCUGCGUAGAGCAGCCCGCGGUUGGUCAUGGGCUCGAUUGCCGGAAGACAAUCGGUCGGUACGUGCCUUUGUGGGACUUUGAUGCCCCAAUCGAGAAUGAAAACAUGCCUUUACGAGAUUCAUCUGCAGGUGUGAUCGCCGCCAACGGUAUGCUACUUCUCUCGCAGUCACUAGGUGUGCUCGGGGACACAACCCUAGCAGAGAAAUAUCAGCUGGCGGCGAUGAGGAUAGUGUCCGACACAAUAGAAUUAUCGCUCUCAAAGGAAAGAGCACAGUUGGCUGUGGAUUCACAAAAAGGAAACACCGUCACUGUCGAAGACGUGGUGUCCGGGCAACGAUUUGAUUCCAUUUUGAAGAAUGCAACGGCAAAUCACAAUUCCCAGGAUCAUGAGCGUUACAGUGAUCACGGGCUGGUGUACGCGGACUAUUAUCUUUUGGAAUUUGGGAAUCAGUUGUUGCGAAUGGGCCUAGCAUAG
Molecule: messenger RNA, 1464 nt
Organism: Penicillium riverlandense
Lineage: Eukaryota; Fungi; Ascomycota; Eurotiomycetes; Eurotiales; Aspergillaceae
Product: glycoside hydrolase family 88 protein
Exons: 2
Coding region: 1-1464 (487 amino acids)
Biological process (GO): polysaccharide catabolic process
Molecular function (GO): chondroitin hydrolase activity
Source: RefSeq, a predicted model, not a curated record